This is a messenger RNA of Saccharomyces mikatae IFO 1815, 1443 nucleotides long. RefSeq names its product glutathione exchanger (gene GEX1). The record is from RefSeq and is a predicted model, not a curated record. The coding region runs from base 1 to 1443 and encodes 480 amino acids. Gene Ontology annotation, molecular function: siderophore-iron transmembrane transporter activity. Gene Ontology annotation, biological process: transmembrane transport; intracellular iron ion homeostasis. Lineage: Eukaryota; Fungi; Ascomycota; Saccharomycetes; Saccharomycetales; Saccharomycetaceae. The transcript has a single exon. Gene Ontology annotation, cellular component: vacuolar membrane; endosome.
AUGACUCACCAGCUAGAUCACAAUUCCUUAUGUAAACACGUGAGCAUUUAUGCAGCAGGGGCAGUAUUCUACAAUUGCGGCUACGUGGGUGUCAGUUUGAUUCUUACCCUAAUACUGUCUGAUUUCUCCACUUUGAAAUGGAGGAUUUUCUAUCAGUAUUCAUCAUACUGGCCCUAUAUUAUAAUACCAUGGGUUUCAGGUAAUAUCAUCACAGCAGCAAAACCUGAAAAAAACUGGACAUGGGAUAUUGCUAUGUGGGCUUUUAUUUUUCCAUUAUCGUCCCUUCCACUUUAUUGUCUCAUUAUCUACCUGAAAAUGAAGUCAGUGAAAACACCUGAAUGGAAAGCUCUCAAAGAACGGGCACACUCAGUCAAAAGAGGAUUUUUUAAGAAUAUCAUCUUUUUGUUCUGGGAACUUGAUGUUAUUGGUAUAGUACUGAUAACAGUGUCUACCGGAUGCAUACUGGUCCCAUUAACACUUGCUGCUGGAGCAUCUGAAAAGUGGCGUAGUUCAAAAAUCAUUGAUACUUUGGUAUCUGGGGGGGUUUUGUUUCUUAUCUCCAUGUUUUGGGAGGCUUCAUAUGCUCACAACCCUCUUCUACCUUUUAAAUUACUAAAAGAUCGUGGGAUAUGGGCACCUCUGGGUGUUGCCUUCUUCAACUACUUCACUUUUUAUAUUGCAUGCGAUUUUUUAUAUCCAGUUUUGCUUGUCUCUAUGAAUGAAUCUUCAACAUCAGCUGCUAGAAUACUUAACUUACCAGACUUCGUUGCAUCGACUGCAUCUCCCUUCUAUAGUUUACUGAUUGCAAAAUCAAAAAGGUUGAAGAUUUCUGUCAUUGUAGGUUGUGCUACAUGGAUGUUAUCUAUGGGGCUUUUCUACCAGUUUAGAGGGGGAUAUGGAUCUCACGGAGGUGUUAUUUCUGCAUCUGUUAUCAUGGGAUUUAGUGGUCUUCUAUGUAGCAAUUCAGUUAUUGUAUUACUGCAAGCUAUGACUACCCAUAGCAGGAUGGCUGUAAUGACUGGAAUUCACUAUACAUUUUCGCGAAUCGGUGCAGCCGUGGGUGCUUCCGUGUCAGGAGGGGUAUGGACUCAAACCAUGCCUAGUCGACUUUAUAAGCUUCUUGGAAACGAUACGUUGGCAGCUGAAGCGUAUGAAUCGCCAUAUUCAUUCAUUGACUCCUAUCCAUGGGGAACAGUCGAGCGGUACGCUGUUGUUGAAGCAUACAAAUAUGUACAAAGGAUAAUGAUGAUAGUCGGUUUGAUAUGUACAAUACCGUUGUUUGCAUUUUCACUAUUCAUGAGAGAUCCUGAAUUAAUAGACAAGGUUACACACGAAGAUUUUACCGAAGACGGGUUGGCUGUCCCAACGGAUGAUGUUGGCAUUAUUUCUCGACUUCAAGCAUUCUUUAAGAAUAGUCGGCAUGAUAAGAAAGCAGCUCUAUAA